Molecule: messenger RNA, 486 nt
Organism: Dioszegia hungarica
Lineage: Eukaryota; Fungi; Basidiomycota; Tremellomycetes; Tremellales; Bulleribasidiaceae
Product: putative cytochrome c oxidase polypeptide iv mitochondrial precursor
Exons: 4
Coding region: 1-486 (161 amino acids)
Biological process (GO): mitochondrial electron transport, cytochrome c to oxygen
Cellular component (GO): mitochondrial envelope
Source: RefSeq, a predicted model, not a curated record
AUGGCUUCAGUCUUCCGUUCGCUCCGCGCCCUCCCUCUCGCACGGCUCGCCGCUGCUCCCCGUCCAGCAGCGUUCGCGCCAGUCAAGGCGUUCUCUACAUCUGUGGCUCGCUCGGCAGGUGCCGGUCCCCCUCAGCUUCUCGGUCCUGGUGCCAAGGCUGGCACUAUCCCAUCCGAUGAAGAGCAGGCGACCGGUCUCGAGCGAUUCGAGCUCCUCGGUAAACUCGAAGGCGUGGAUGUAUUCGACAUGAAGGCUAUUGAGAUGACCCGUCUGGGCACGCUGGAAGAGCCGGUUCAGAUCUACUCUUUGUACCCCGAGCGUCAAGUCGGCUGCACUGGUUUCCCCGCCGACUCGCACGACACCAUCUGGAUGACCGUCAACCACUCGAUGAAGCACCACCGCUGCCAGGAGUGCGGAUGUGUCUACGCUCUCAACUUCCAAGGCGACCCACAUCUCCUCGAGGGCGGGCACGAGCACCACCACUAG